CCGUGACAAGUCUUUGUUUACCCCCAUAUGGAUUCUGAAAAACAUUUAUUGAGGUGUCCAGGCGUGGUGUUUGUCCUUUUUUUUCCAGCUCUUCAUCCAAGACCUCACCUGUCCUGCCAGCAGUCAAUCCUGGACACCUGUCGCCAAUCAGCCGAUCAGCCAAUCAACCUCCAGUCCUGCCCCUAUAUAUUGCUUUGCACCCUGUGUUUCUGGCGGUCUGUCUGUCUGUCUGUGUGAGAGGGAGAGCAUUUUGACACUUUGACUAAAGUUUGUGACCUUUUGGUUUUUGCCCUCCUUAACCAAACUAGUGUUUGAGGGCCUAUUUUUGUUAAAACCUACCCGUCCCCACCUAGUGUGUUUUGCAGUCAACCCCAUUCUCUGUAUUGUCUUCUUCCUUGGAGAAGGGCUCCAGGUAAGACACCCCGGGGUCUACAUUCAGCGCGUAGGUGACUUUGUUUAUACACACUAGGUAAGUGUGGGCGGCUGCCACGAUCUUCUGUAGCAGGCAGGUAAGGUUCAGGCUUAGUUAGUUAGGGCUAGUCACUGGUUAAGAUAGUUAAGGUCACAGGGUCGAGGUGUAGGGGAAGUUUAGGGUUUUUGUGGUUAGUGGCACCGCCCACAGGGCCCUUCUCCUAACGUCCUCCUGCCCUCCAUUAGCUCUCCCCAUUUUUGUUUCUACCAGCCUUUUGUUUUACGCCUGCUGACUGUGUUCUGGCAUCUUUGUUGUAAUUUGUAAAAUUUGUAACACUGCUUCUGUUUAAUUAUAUCCUUUGUUAUAUAAAUUCCCUUUUUCCUAUGGAAAAGGCCACCAAGUUCUUUUGUGUUGUGUACCUGGUUUUGCCCGCUCACCACCUGACGCUAUUUACAUCUGCCCAGUAGGCCUGCGCAUAAGUGUUGCGUUUUCCCCCCUCACUCCUAGUUUGGCCAUUUUUAACAACUUCAAGGGGGGACGUAACAUAGUGGGGGCUCGUCCGGGAAAACCUUAUUGUGUCCGGAGGCUUGUGUGUGGGUGUACUGUUGUGGACUGGUUCUGGUGGUGUGGCAGCCUUGUGUUUGGUUGGUAUGGUGGAGUCCAUUGUGCAACUGUUUAUUGAUACCCCAGCAGUAGAGCUGUUGGAUAGAUGCCGUGUACAGAUUUACAGGCCAUUGCAGAGCACUUUUCUAUUCAACUGCCUAAGGGCUUGCUGAAGGCUGAGUUGACGCAGCAUGUCAAGCAAGAGUUGGUGAAAGCUGGUGUGCUUGUGGUGGUGCCUGAGGUGGUGUCUUCUACUCCUUUCCCUGGGGUGGAGGAAAUCUCCCCUAGUGGUGGAAGGCUCCCACAGCCUGACCUGGAGUUGGAGGCUGAUGCGCAGGCUGCGCCAGAGGUGUUAGUUCCCCCGAUCGUGCCUGUUGCUCCCGGCGUGUUGGCUGCCUCAGAUGUUUUGGUUGCCCCUCCAGAAGUCCCUCGGACCAUGCCUCGGUUCAGCCCAGCUCGGUUGUCCCCUCCUGAGACGUCUGAUAAAGCUCGGUUACGUCUCCGUAUGGCUUCUCUUGAGUUGCAACACCGUGAGAGAGAGCGUAGAGAGAGGGCCGAGUAUGAGCAUAAACUGCAGCUCAGGAAGCUGGAACUGGAGGCUGAGGUCCAGAAGAGGCGUGUGGAGAGGAGGAGAAGGUAGCCCUGGCUCAUGCCAGAGUGUCAAGCAGUCGUAUGCCUGAUGCCUCCAGCCCCUCUGCAUUCGCCACAGCCAGCCCACCCGACCAGUUUGAUGUGACAAAAAACAUUUCUCUUGUUCCGCCCUUCAGAGAAUCUGAAGUAGACUCUUACUUUGGAGUGUUUGAGCGUAUAGCAGCAGCUCUUAAGUGGCCUGAGGAGAUGUGGCCGCUGUUGCUACACUGCAAACUAACUGGUAAAGCCCAAGAGGUUGUCUCUGCAUUGUCUUUAGAAGACAGUUUAAAGUAUGAUAAGGUGAAAGCUACAGUGUUAAGGGCCUAUGAACUGGUCCCAGAGGCCUACCGACAGGGGUUCCGUCAGCAUAAGAAGGCGACGAAUCAAACUUUUGUUGAAUUUGCCCGUGAGAAGGAGCAAUUAUAUGAUCGUUGGUUACAGGCUAGCAAAGUGACAGAUUUCGCGUCCCUUCGAGAACUCAACCUCCUUGAAGAGUUCAAAAGUUGUGUCCCGGAGAAGUUUGUUGUAUACUGUAAUGAACAAAAAGUCACUACAUUGUCCCAGGCAGCAGUACUAGCUGAUGAGUUUGCUUUGACCCACAAAACUGUGUUCACAGCACCUCGUGUGGAGACACGGAGAGUUGUCUCGCCUCCUGUACAGUCUGGUCCGUCCCAAGUCGCUUCUGGCUCAAAAGGGACAGGUGCUCGUGAGUGUUUCUACUGUCAUAAAGUGGGCCAUUUAAUUCAAGACUGUAGGAAACACUUUCAGGCGGAGAAAAGGUCUCCUUCUUCACCCAACGGUAAAAAGCCUGUGGUGCUGGUCAAAACUAAGCCUGUUGCUCGUGAGGUAUCUGGUGGGUGUGCUGACUCUCCAGAUCCCAGUUAUGCGCCAUUUAUUUUCCCUGGGUCUGUGUCUCUAUAUGACAGUUCUGAGGAAGUGCCCAUUCACAUUCUGCUUGACACUGGAGCAGCGCAGUCAGUGAUUCUAGUUGACGUGUUGCCCUGGUCAGAGGCUUCUUCCUGUGGAUACAGUGUACUUUUACAGGGAAUUGAAAUGGGACAUGUGCCGGUGCCACUACAUUCUGUUAAGUUGCGCUCAAAGUUGAUUAGUGACCAAUUUAAGGUUGCGCUGCAGCACUCUCUCCCUGUGAAAGGAGUGUCAUUAAUCAUGGGAAAUGAUAUCGCCGGUGGGUUGGUGUCACCUGUGAUUGAAGUCUUUGCUCCUCCCAAUAAACCCAUGUGUUUAGACACUCUGGGAGAAGAUUUCCCAUCUGUCUUCCCUGCUUGUGUGUUUACCCGUGCCCAGUCACGGAGGUUAGGGGAGGAAGUGUGUGGAUUAGAGGAUACUGUGCUUUGUCCUUUAUUCCAGUCUGUUGAAAAUGUGUCACCUUCCAGCCCUGUGAAGAACCAAGACUCGGUUAAGCAGGUGAAAUCAUUAACUGAUGAGUUAGUGCUCCCAGUGACAGGUGAUACUCUCAGAAAAGCUCAAAAGCAGGAUCCUAGCUUAACCAACUGUGUUUCUGCAGCGGUAAGCUCAGAAGAGGCUUCUACGAAGAAGGUAGCCUAUGUGCUAGAGGAUGAUCUUUUGUUGCGUACCUGGAUGCCUAGGAAGGAUACGGACAAGGUUUUGGAUUCUGUGAAGCAGGUUGUUGUUCCAAAGCCGUUCCGUGCUCAAGUGUUGGCGUUAGCCCAUGACAGUCCCUGGUCCGGUCAUCUAGGUGUCACAAAAACUUAUGACCGAAUCCUCAAGCACUUCUUUUGGCCAGGGUUAAAGAAAGAUGUAGCUACACAUUGUAGGACCUGUCAUACCUGCCAGAUUGUGGGUAAACCAAACCAGGUUGUCUCCCCAGCUCCUCUCUGCCCAAUACCAGUCAUGGCAGAGCCGUUCGAGCGCGUCAUUGUGGACUGCAGUCAGGGGGCGUUGGAAAGAUGGCACCAGACUCUAAAGUCCACCCUCCGCAAGUACUGCUUGGACACCAGCAAGGACUGGAUGAAGCAUGUCUACCGAGUGAACCAAGGUAAACGUAAGAUCAUGCAGCAGGAGGUUGCGUACCUAAUAGAGAAUGGUCUGGCCAUUCCCAGUACUAGUCCAUGGAGCUCCCCCUGUCUGCUGAUUCCUAAACCUGAUGGUACCAGCCGGUUUUGCACAGAUUAUCGCAAGUACACAGUGAUGGCAUUCGGCAUGCGCAAUGCUCCAGCAACCUUCCAGCGUCUCGUUAAUACAGUUGUAGGUGAUGUCCCGAACUGUACCGCUUACAUAGACGACCUGGUCAUCCAUUCUACUACCUGGACAGAGCAUCUGACAUCGCUGAGGGCAGUUUUCCAACGGUUGGCCGAUGUCCAGUUAACGAUCAACUUAGCUAAAUGCGAGUUUGGAAAGGCCACAGUCACAUACCUCGGGAAGGAGACAGUUGCGCAGAUUCCUAGAUUUUGA
This is a messenger RNA of Salarias fasciatus (jewelled blenny), 4078 nucleotides long. RefSeq lists its product as uncharacterized. Lineage: Eukaryota; Metazoa; Chordata; Actinopteri; Blenniiformes; Blenniidae. Gene Ontology annotation, molecular function: zinc ion binding; nucleic acid binding. The record is from RefSeq and is a predicted model, not a curated record. Bases 1688 to 4078 code for a protein of 796 amino acids. The transcript has 7 exons.